UGUUCCAUUCUUCACAAAAUAGUUAAACAGAAAAGUAGUUUAUAGAAAGUAGGAUUGAAGGGUGGGAGCUAUCUCAGGCGUGUUUCUGACAUGGCGCUACGGAGCUAAUAAGCUUGUAUUAAUCAGUAUUAGAUUUAAUGUUUAGGCUAUGAAUUGAUUUCAUCUGGUUUGAAAUGGAAAGGAAAAAAGAAAAAUGAAUUUCUAUAAACAUGGCAUGAUCUUCGCUACUUUCUUGGGCUCAUGUCUCUGUAUUGGUUUGUUGGCUGCUGCCCUCGGCACAAAAUAUUGGACGAUAUCUAGUGCUGUUAACUUAAAAUCUCCGAAGUCAGAUGGAAAAAUUCAUUUUGGAUUAUUUCGUGGCGAAAAGAAUCUCAAUGUUGGUAUCGGGUGGAGAGCUCAGCGAUUUGAAGUUCCAAAAGACAUUGAAGGAAUGAUAUAUGCUGUCUGGUUUGGAACAGUUGUUUGUAUGGCUCUUGGGAUAUUAUUUUCUGCAACUGCUGCAAUCUUUGCUGUUAUAAAUACUGCUUCCACACCAAUUUCUUUUUUAACUGGAAUUUCUGGACUUUAUAUUUGGAAUUGCCUAGCAAUUACAUUCCAAGGUAGUGCAUUGGGACUUUGGUUACUCCAGUAUUAUAAGAGACUGAGGUAUAAUGUUAUGAGUGCUGAAGAUAGAACUGAUUUUUCUUGGACGUCAGAAGGAAAAACUGACUUGGGGUUUUCUUUUUGGCUAGUUGUUGCUGCAGUGAUUGUACAGUUUGUGAACAUAAUUUUCAUUUUUUCUGGUACAAAAGAAAUGAGGCUUAAGAAAAAUGUUAAACCAAUAAUUGAAGAAAAGGGAAACGGAGCUAUUAUGUUGUACUAGUGCCUAAACUAACAGUCAGUUAUAAAAAACACACUUAUUUAUUGUACAUAAUUUAUUUUUAAUAUAUUUUUACACUUGU
This is a messenger RNA of Nezara viridula (southern green stink bug), 941 nucleotides long. The record is from the annotation of a GenBank genome assembly. NCBI's taxonomy places the organism in Eukaryota, Metazoa, Arthropoda, Insecta, Hemiptera, Pentatomidae.